Molecule: messenger RNA, 1164 nt
Organism: Cottoperca gobio
Lineage: Eukaryota; Metazoa; Chordata; Actinopteri; Perciformes; Bovichtidae
Exons: 5
Coding region: 9-1067 (352 amino acids)
Biological process (GO): response to bacterium
Source: RefSeq, a predicted model, not a curated record
GCAGAGGGAUGAAGCCACUUUGGAUUUUUCUUGUGCUUCUUAGUGAAAUCUGUCAGGUGCCAGCUGUUCACAAGAUCUCAGGUAUAACUCAGGAUACUGGGGUUAUAACAGCUAACGUUGGGGAGAAGGUGAUUGUGAAAUGCUUUUGCAGGGACAAUUCUGUAACUUUCCUUUCUUGGUACCAGCAAAGCUUGGGAGGCAAACCUCUCAUUAUAUCAACUCGGAUGAAGCAAACAAAUGCUACCAUCUUCCCCGCGUAUCAAGAAAGGUUUCAAGUCUUAGCAGAUCAUGACAAAGGCCUCAACCAUCUCAUAAUCAAAGAUCUCCGCCUGACGGAUUCAGCAACAUAUUACUGUGGGGUUUUAGAAUUCAACGCAAUUGAAUUUGGAAAAGGAGCUUUUCUUCACGUCAAAGCAGCUCAGUCCAACAUCCACGCUGCCGUCCAUCAACCAGCGUUGGAGCCACUUCGGCCCGGAGACUCUGUGAAUUUGAGCUGUACGGUGUACGCUCGAGCAUGUGCAGAGGAGCAGAGCCUCUACUGGUUCAGACAUGGUGCAGGUGAGCCUGCAGUCAUGUAUCGCAGCGCGGGACAGUGCAAAAGCAUCCUUGAAGAGUCUGACGUGAAAAAUUGCACUUUAAACCUCGCUUUAAAGUCUGUGAGCUCCCUUGAUGCAGGGAUGUACUACUGUGCUCUGGCCUCCUGUGGGGAGAUUGUGUUUGGAAAUGGAAGCAGAGUGGAGAUUUUAGGAGAUUCUUCUAAAGUCCCCCUCCUCCUGGUGUAUUGCCUCGGUGUGGCAUUGGCAGUUUCCAUUAUCGUGCUCCUAGUCUUGGCUUUCAUUAUAUACAAGUUGAAAAAAAAGCUAUGCUCUGUGUGCAAAGGAACUGUUUCUCAUCUGGCAUGUUCUGCAGCUUCUGAAGUCGUGAGUCAAGAUGCAGACCUUCUCAAUUAUGCUGCUUUGAGUCUGAACAGAACAAGCGAAAGACAUCGUCCAGUGGACAACUUGGAGACAUAUUGUGUGUACUCUAGAGUAAAGAGCAGGAAGGAGUUUAACCACUUCAACGAAUGAUCUCUCUUUCCUGUCGAACCAUCGCAAGACAACAACACUUGUGACUAAAUGAGCAGUUUAAAAAAUGUUGAAAUAAAAUAAAGUAUUUAUUGUGAAA